AUGAACCGAACUGCUUUUGACAUCCAACCAAUUGGCCGCUUCUAUGGCUCCAAUACGACGAUUCGUCGUCCCAGAGAAAUAACUUCUUUCUCGUACGAUGAUAACCAUGAGUUUCAUCUGGGAGACCUGUCUCUGCGGUACUACUAUCCACCAAGUCUUCCGGCCGAUUUGAACAAAGGCUUUGAUAGUUUCCAGAAAUUGGAUGACGCCGGGGAUGAACAUCUCGAUGCUUUGUUGGAGAGUAUCAUAGCCUUGGAAAAGGAAACAGGAAAGAAAUGCGAAGCCGACAUCAUUACUUGGCGUGGCAUGAUGACGAAGAUCCUUACGGCCCCAUUUGACAAUAUGAAUGGUUUCAUCGAAGAGAACAACGCUUUCAAAAACCAGCAAAAGCAAAAACAACACAGCCAAAGAAUGCCACCUGGGAUGGCAUCCCAGGAAUUGAUGGCAUACUGGGGAUACAAGUUCGAGACCUUGUCGGUACUUGACCAGCCGUGGGAUCCGACACCCCGUCAUGAGAUUGAAAGUCGGGAAGAUCUAACCGUGAACAACAACGCCCAAUACUGUUCUGUAGCUCGCACCGGGAUAGGUCACACGAAGCUAGUCAUUGGCGGAGAGGUAGAUGCCUUGUGGGACUGCAAACCAGAUCGUAAGGAGGACCCUAUUAACUGGGUAGAGCUCAAAACUUCUGCGGAGAUCCGAAAUGAUCGCGACAUGUUUAAGUAUGAGCGAAAAUUAUUAAAGUUCUGGGCACAGUCAUUUCUACUUGGCGUCCCUAAGAUCAUUGUUGGUUUCCGCGACCAGCACGGUAUUCUCCGUCGUUUGGAGGAAGUUGAAACCGCCAGCAUACCUAGCAAAGUCAAGAAAGUUGGUCGGAACACCUGGGAUGGAAACAUCUGUAUCAACUUCACUGAUGCAUUCCUUGAGUUUCUCAAGUCCACCGUCAGCGAAGGGGGAACGUGGCGAAUCCGCAAGCAAGAGAAGUCCUCACUCAUCGAGCUCUACAAGGUCGAGGAGAGCGGAACCGGCGAUAUCAUUUCUUCAUCCUUUUUGGAAUGGCGGGCAUCGGCUAAUGCAACUGCCGAGUCAUGA
Aspergillus campestris IBT 28561 is the source of this 1089-nucleotide messenger RNA. Its product is annotated as DXO/RAI1 family decapping nuclease. The coding region runs from base 1 to 1089 and encodes 362 amino acids. Gene Ontology annotation, molecular function: mRNA 5'-diphosphatase activity. The record is from RefSeq and is a predicted model, not a curated record. Lineage: Eukaryota; Fungi; Ascomycota; Eurotiomycetes; Eurotiales; Aspergillaceae. The transcript is spliced from 7 exons. Gene Ontology annotation, cellular component: cytosol; nucleus. Gene Ontology annotation, biological process: NAD-cap decapping; nuclear-transcribed mRNA catabolic process.